GUGGGUACUCCAUUUUCCAUAAUCAUCUCUCAACGCGGUAAUACACAUUUUCAACUUCUCUUUCUUUUCCUCGCUGUUUCAGUGCUUCUUAUUCUGACUUUUUUCCUUUCUUUCUUUGCCUUCCGGCCCUUCUGAGGUGGAGCAUCAAAAACAAAACAAAAAAGAAUCUCAAUGGCCGGCGCGGACACACGUCCUAGCCCGCCCGUUGUGCUGAUGGACUGCAAGGAGGUCGGUGUCACCAUAAACGUUCUUUCGCCGCCGACGACGUCAAACUACCUCGCCUACAACCGUGUGUGCGCGACGCUGGACAGCGACUAUCUAAUGCAGCCUAUCAACGAAGCGCAGUACGACAGCGAGACGCAGGCCUGUGUUGAUCGAGCCUCGAAUGGACCUACCUCCUUCUACGACCACUACGUGCGCAAACCAACGCGCAAGAAGGGCCUCACAGUCGGAUGCGAGUGCCCGAUGGAGCACGCCGUGAACGAGGACUUUCUCAUGCCUCCGACCCAGCGCGACUUGCCAGCUGGCGGCGUCGCUGCCGGUGUCUUCAGCGAUCCCCUGACGCGUCGGCUGGCAACCGGCCGCAUGCCGCCGCAGAGAAAGUGA
Messenger RNA from Leptomonas pyrrhocoris, 606 nucleotides. RefSeq lists its product as hypothetical. Lineage: Eukaryota; Euglenozoa; Kinetoplastea; Trypanosomatida; Trypanosomatidae. The transcript has a single exon. Bases 172 to 606 code for a protein of 144 amino acids. The record is from RefSeq and is a predicted model, not a curated record.